This is a messenger RNA of Meleagris gallopavo (turkey), 4824 nucleotides long. NCBI's taxonomy places the organism in Eukaryota, Metazoa, Chordata, Aves, Galliformes, Phasianidae. The record is from RefSeq and is a predicted model, not a curated record.
UUUUUUUAUCUUAUUUUCAGGUGAAUAUGGCACUGGCAGGGAGGCCUGUAGAUGUGACCCUCGGCAGCUCCAGACCUGAGCAGUGGAAUAUGGUUUUUCCCCAGAAAGAUGAAAUCAUCACCAGCUUAGUGUCUGCCUUAGACUCCAUGUGCUCCGCGCUGUCCAAGCUGAACGCCGAGGUGGCCUGCAUUGCUGUGCAUGAUGAGAACACCUUUGUGCUGGGCACUGAGAAGGGCAGAGUCUUCCUCAGUGCCAGGAAGGAGCUGCAGGCUGAUUUCCAGAAGUUCUGCCGAGUCCAGCAGCGGAGGGAGCAGGACGCAGAGGCACAGAAGAAGGCAAAGGAGUGCGGGCGAAGCAUGCUCAGGGUCUCCCCGGACCAGGGAUCAGACGUGUACCUCCUCAGGAAGAUGGUAGAGGAAGUGUUUGAUGUGCUUUAUAGUGAAGCAGUUGGGAAGAGCAGCGUGGUCCCUUUGCCCUACGAACGCUUCCUGAAGGAGCCGGGACUGCUGGCGGUGGCCGGCUUGCCCGAGGGGAUCAGCUUCAAAAAACCCAUGGAGUACGACGUGAAGUCCCUGAUGGCCAUUUUAGAGCACAGCCACAGCAUCCGCUUCAGGCUAAAAAGGCCGGCGGAUGAGCCCAGCAGAGAGCCGAACCCUAGCGUAGAGUUGACUUGUACCUCCCUCGUGCCCAAGGGCAGCCGAGACCCCGGUGCCAACAGCCACAUGGCCAAACCCUCUGGCCAGGACGCUCCCCCCGCCGUAGCCGUGACCAAUUUUUUAUAUGGUGUCUCGCUGCCUACGCAGAUCGCCAUGGACCUAAAGCAGGAGGUGUCCUCCGGUCUGCACGGGGCGACCGUGGCCAGUGAGGUGCUGCUGCCCAGGCCCUCGGGAGAGCUGAAGGUGCCUUCCUCACAGGAGUACAGCGACUGCUGUGGACAGAAAUCAGCUGUCUCUGGGGGUCCUCUCAUCCAGAACGUGCACUCAUCCAAGCGCAUCCUCUUCUCCAUUGUCCAUGACAAGACAGAUAAGUGGGACAGUUUUAUAAAAGAAACUGAAGAUAUCAACACCCUUAGGGAGUGCGUGCAAAUUCUGUUUAACAGCAGAUAUGCUGAAGCCCUGGGGUUAGACCACAUGGUCCCUGUCCCAUACCGGAAGAUCGCGUGCGACCCCGAGGCAGUGGAAAUCAUUGGCAUCCCUGACAAAAUACCCUUCAAAAGACCUUGCACCUACGGCGUCCCCAAACUCAAGCGGAUACUGGAGGAGAGGCACAACAUCCAUUUUGUCAUCAAAAGGAUGUUUGAUGAGAGAAUUUUCACAGGAAGUAAAUUUACCAAAGAUCCAACCAAGCUGGAGCCCUCCAGUCCCCCCGGGGAGAUUUCCCCCGAGCCGCACCGCGGGGCCGUGCUGGACCUGGCGGGGACGUCACAGGCUGCCAGCAGGUCAGAGAAAUGUGGCGUUCCUGAAAGCUGUGAACCAGGUACCUCAGGAGAGCUGGGUGGGAUCAGACAGAUCAAAAUCGAGCCGGAUGAGCUGGACAUCAUUCAGAUCACUGUUCCAGAUCGAUCGCCCAGUUCAGAUGAGCUGCAUGACCCGGGGACCACGCACAUGGCCUCGGAGGAGUCGAGCUACAUCCUAGAUGCAGUAGCAGGGACAGAGAAGGGGCCUGGUGAGGAGCAACGGCAUGAAGAGAAACAGAUGGAGGGAUCAGAUGGUAUAGGGGACGUUUUGAGUCAUUUGAGGAAACAAGUAGAAAUUUUGUUCAACACGAGAUACGCGAAAGCCAUAGGAAUAUCAGAGCCGGUCAAAGUUCCCUACUCCAAGUUCCUGAUGUACCCUGAGGACCUGUUUGUGGUAGGUUUGCCAGAGGGCAUCCUGCUGCGGCGUCCCAACUGCUUUGGGAUUGCAAAGCUGAAGAAGAUCCUCCAAGCAAGCAACAACAUCCAGUUUGUCAUUAAAAGACCGGAGCUGCUGGCGGAGGGCAUUAAGGAGAUGGCUUUGGACAGCCCGGGAGCUAAAGCUGCCAGCGACUGUGGUGAUGCACUGCUGGAUGAUGCCGUGAAGAGACAGGGCUUCCAAGAAAAUUAUGAUGCCAGGCUUUCCAGAAUAGACAUUGCUAACACACUGCGGGAGCAAGUCCAGGACCUGUUCAAUAAGAAAUACGGUGAAGCCUUGGGGAUUAAAUACCCCGUACAAGUGCCAUACAAGAGGAUCAAGAGCAAUCCGGGCUCGGUGAUCAUUGAAGGACUGCCCCCUGGCAUCCCCUUCCGCAAGCCAUGCACCUUUGGCUCACAGAACCUGGAGAGGAUAUUGGCUGUAGCUGAUAAAAUCAAGUUCACGGUGACGAGGCCUUUCCAAGGACUCAUCCCUAAGCCCGGUAAGAGACGGUGCCUUUUUGCCUACGCAGUGCUUUGCCUUGCUGUUUGUUACUGGUCAGAGAGUUGCAAAAUGUGAAUGGCACACUAAUUUUAUCAGCUGGAGGAAGGUUGCUUAUGAUCUUGCUUGCCUGUGUUCCCUUUUUUGUUGUGUUUUUUUUUUUGUGUAUGUUUAUGUUUUGUUUGAUGCAUUUGAUAACGUUCCCCUGACCGAAAUAGCUGGGCUCAGCUUCACCCACGUGCACAGCUGCUAUUUCCUUGAAAUGACAGCAUUUUUAAAGAGCUGAUCUAGGGCAGGAAUCUGCUUUCUGCACUUAACAAAACGCAUGGUCUUAAAAAUAAAUAUGUGUAGCAAUCAGAUGGCAAGUUCAGCAGUUAGGGAGUGCUGCGUGCUCACCUGUGGGCUUGCACCUCUCCUGUGUCCCACCGUGGCUGCUCCAUUGCUCCCUGAAAAAGAGAGCUGCUGCUGGAAAUGCGUCCAGCAAUCCGCCUUUGUUUCCAGUGUCUGUAAUUACAGCCAAAGGAAGAACACAGAUGGGUGCAAAAAGCGUUGUCGUCUUUUAUUGAUGGCUUUCCAUUUUCUUGGCCAGCCUCCAUGGAGAUGGCACAAUUUAGGCAAGAGAAAUCUGACAGAGGGGAAAACAUUUAUACGGCCUCAUUGGAACUGCAGGAAGGUGUUAGACUCCAGAGAUGGCUCUGACAACAGCAGUCUGUCUGACAUGCAGUGCAUGGUCCCCAUUCCCUGCCCAGCCAUCUCCAUGGGGAGGUGCCCCACGACCCCAUGGGUUUUGGGUUAGGAUUCCCAUCUUUUGGUGCACAGCACGGAGGUCACACCUCGCAUCAGCCAGAUCUUAAAUGGGACAGAAUUUGGCUUUCUGUGGAAUCACGUGGAUGGGAAUGAGCUGAGGACGCACCACUGCUCCAUCCUCAUCUUGUCUUCCUGCUCUCCUGCUAUAAUCUGGAUAAUUACGUUAAGAGACACUGAUCUGACACAAAUCACACCAUUAACAAAGGAGCAUAUCAGAAGGCAAAUAUUUCAGCCUGCCAGCUGGCUUGGAAACGCAGUAUGAUAGAUAGAGAUGUAGAAAAAUUGGAUUUUAUUUUCAAUGCCCAAUAUUUUUCUUCCUCCUUUCCUAGCUGAAUGUGUGCUCCAUGGGUUUGCCCACGCUAGCACAAAAUCCAAGAUGUUUUAUCUGUGUGUUGUCUUACCUGAGGGGGCUCAGGAGGAGUUCACAAUGUCUCUGCCCCCUAAAAGCCCCACUGACAGCAAUUAACCUCUCUCCUGUUUCUCCAUCACCGUAUGCCGCAGUGGAGGGUGGUAACGCAGUUGUAUAUCUCCAUGCAUUAAAAUUGAUUGCUUUUCAUCUGCCUUAACAAAAUGAAUAGCCACAGAUUAGACGAAAUUCAAAUGUAAGAGAGGCUGUCAUGUUCCUUUCACCUCCAUCUCUUGUAGUGGUGCCCUGCCACGUAGCACUGAGACCAGCAGAAGUGCCUGCUUGGCAUUACAGCAAAAUCAAUGGCAAUCUGUUUUAUUUCACAGAGGAGCAUUAAAAUGAAAGCAAUGGUUACUCUCAAACAGAAUGGCAUUGCAAAGGCUUUGAAAAGCUGGAAAGCCCAGGAGAUGGCUUUAUGAAUUAUAAGGGAGGUUGUGUUUUUGAGUCUUGCCAAAAGUUAGGUGAGAAAUACAUGUUUUAAGGGAGAAAGGAAACUUUAGAGAAACUUUUUUUUCCCUUGAAUCACUUGGGUGAGAUGGGGUUUGCCUUCAAGCUGCGUUGUGAUAUUUUGUUUGCUAUAUGGUGCAACUCCUGCAUGGAAAUACCCACAGGGCUGCAGGGUUUCUUGUUGUCUGUGGGGAUCCCAUUCUCUGAGUGCAGCAGAUGAAUGGAUGUAAGUCUGGUGCUCUUUCCCUGCACGUUAUCUCUGUUUCUCUGCGAGGUGCUCUCUCUGCAUAUGAGCUGCAGGGAUCACACUGGCUGCUGUGUGUGUGCAAAGAGCUCUGUGCUCAGCAGAUGAGGUGUUCAUGGGAACGGGCCAUUUUUUGGGUGCUUCCCGUUGUCCCAAGGAGGUGAGCACUGCCCUGCAGCACAGCUUUCCAGCAGCUUUGGGAGGUUCAGCUGUCGGAGGUGCUGCUGACCCAGGUGCCUGCUCUCCUUGUAGUGAGCAUCACUGUGAGGAUGGGGGCUGCAGUGCAAAGCAGCCAAAACCCAGCUGGGCUCCCCCUGGGGUUGUGUCCCAUGGGCACCAUGGGUUGUUCUCUAUUCCAGUUUCCUUUCCUCCCCACCACUGGUAUCCAAUUCACAAACACUUUUUGAAAGCAGAGCAAUCUUUCAGCAUUAGAACAGAAGUGGAAGUGAUGGGGUGAAGCUCCAGUGCUAUAAACACUGCACUUAUCCUUUCUUUUCUUCUUUCCCGAGGCACAGAGAUACAAAACAGGCUUCAUUUCAGCCUUUGGA